Molecule: messenger RNA, 1061 nt
Organism: Rubroshorea leprosula
Lineage: Eukaryota; Viridiplantae; Streptophyta; Magnoliopsida; Malvales; Dipterocarpaceae
Source: the annotation of a GenBank genome assembly
UUAAUACCGCCUGUAAGCUUUGAGCAGACGCGCUGAGUAAAGAAGAAGAAGCAAAAAAACAGAGGGAAUAGUCAUUCUCCUUUUCAUUUUUAUAUCUAAGUUGCUGCAGAGCAAAGAUGAGACAUAGUAACCACGUCGUCGGGCUGGUGAACUUCCUAACCUUCGUGAUGUCGAUUCCGAUAUUAGGUGGCGGCAUAUGGCUGAGCAGCCGCGCCAACAAAACCGAGUGCCUCGAGUUUCUCCAGUGGCCAUUGAUCGUGAUCGGAGCUUGCAUCAUGGUGAUAUCCUUGGCUGGUUUUGCCGGCUCGUGUUACAGAAACACUCUCUUGAUGUGGCUCUACCUCUUCGUCAUGUUCUUCAUCCUCGUCGCGCUCGUCGCAUUCAUAAUCUUCGCUUACGCCGUCACCAAUAAAGGCUCGGGUCGACCCGUUCUUAACCGUUCUUUCCACGAUUAUUAUUUGCAGGACUACUCGGGUUGGCUGAAAGACCGAGUAGUAAACCCGAGCUACUGGGCCAAGAUUAGCUCUUGUAUCAGAGAUUCAAAAGCUUGUAGCAAGAUGUGGAGGAACAUUAAUGGCGUCCCCGAAACUGAGCAUAUGUUCUUCUUGAGAAAGCUCAGCCCCAUUGAGAAACCGCGGAAAAUGCUCGAAACGACGCCGCUUGCCACUGCACGCAGCUGUAGGGCUAUCUAUCAUAACACGUUGAGACUAGGACAAAAUUCUCCUGGACCUGGAGUGGUUCCUUCUGCCUCUUUUAAUUCAUAAAGAUUUUCUUGUUGGUUGGUUGGUAAGGUGGAGACAUGCUUUUUUUAUUUUGUCUGGUUUCUCUACUUGGUCAAUUAGGGCUAUCAAAACUCAAUUGAGAUGGAAGAAAGCUGGAGUCUCGCCCAAAUUAUAUACCGUACACUACUAUCUUUUUGUUUGAUCUUCUUUCUCUGUCUUUUCGGGGUGUUAACCAGUUUCCCAUACCAUACUGUAGUUCUUUGUUAAUGCCAGGACAAGAACAUUUUUUUUAUGGAAUGAUUCUUGGUUUUUUCAUUUUAAUGAAAUUCUUUUUUUAUC